AUGGCCUCAGAACCCACUCCACAGCAACAAAAUCCCAGUCCCACCACCCUCGACUUCUACCUCCACCAAGCCCUCACCACCUUCUCCCCAGUCCACACCUCCGACCCCUGCACACUCUUCAGCCUGCCCUCCUCACCCUCACCUUCUGCAAUCCCACUCAACCCCACUGGGCCUAACACCCUCCUCCUCUACCCCGGAUCCUUCAACCCACCACACGCGGGCCACCUCACUACAAUCCUCUACUUCUACGAACAUAGGCGUGAUUUCGGGAUUAGGUGUUUGUUUGUGUUUGCGGAUCCGGAGAUGGUGGUUGGUAAGCGGAGGGAGAAGAAGUAUAAUGUUUUUUUGAUGGGGCAGGAGGUUAGGUACAAACUCUUCGCCCACCACCCCUCUCUCACCCCCCUCCUCGCAACCGGCUUCCUCAAGCUCCUCACCGGCUCAAUGACAAGCCACAUCGCCUUCCUGCGACACUUAACCGACCUAAUCAAAUCCUCCUCCUCCCUCUCCUCUCCCUCAAUCCCAGCCACACUAACCGGUUUCCUCGGCGGCGAUAAACUCUCCAUUCACAGCUCGCCGCACCAGAAACCAGGAGAGUUGAUAGAGUGGGGUCCUGUCGAUGAGUUCCUUAUUAUGAAUGCAAGGCGGCCUGUUGAUUUUUAUAACCCCUGGGAAGCUGGCCUUGAGAAAGAGGAGAAAGCUCAGGAUCCAAACCCCAUCUCAGUCGAAGAGCUCAACAUCGACAUCGCCAUCAACAACCAUUCCCCUUCCUCUGAAAACCCCCCAUCCAACCUCCCCAACUGCACACCCUGGCAGCGCGGCCCUCUCGAUUCGGAAAGCAUCAACAAGGAGCGUCGUAUCGGACAGCUAUGGAGUUGCAAAGCGUUGACGGUUCCUGGGGAGCCGGUUAUAUGGUUUAGAGGUAGUGAGAGGAGUGCGAGUAAUGGGAUUAGUUCGACGGGCAUUAGGAGGAUUAUGUGUGAGGUUUGGGAUAGGGAUGUUUUGCUGGAAGAAUUGAGCGGGUUGGUGGUUUGUCCGGAGAUACUGGUGGAGUGGGUGGUGGGGGAGAGGGGGAGGUUGGGGAUGGGGAUAGGUGGGGGAGAGGUGGUUGAGAAGGGCGAGGAGGGUGAGGGGGGUGGCCAGAUCGAGGGGGAGAAAGCUGUUUUGUAG
Molecule: messenger RNA, 1167 nt
Organism: Cadophora gregata
Lineage: Eukaryota; Fungi; Ascomycota; Leotiomycetes; Helotiales; Ploettnerulaceae
Exons: 2
Coding region: 1-1167 (388 amino acids)
Source: RefSeq, a predicted model, not a curated record